AGUAGGGACAUAUCCAUUUUAGUAGGGACAUAGCCAUUUUAGUAGGAAAAUAUCGGAUUCGCGAUUUUAGAUGGGACAUGGCCAUUUUAGGAGGGAUAUACCGGACAUAGCCAUUUUAGUAGGGAUAUCGCCAUUUUAGUAGGGACAUAGCCAUUUUAGUAGGGACAUAGUGGACAUCGCCAUUUCAUUAGGGACAUAGCCAUUUUAGUAGGGUUAUCGCCAUUUUAGUAGGGACUAGGGACAUAGCCAUUUUAGUAGGGACAUAGUCAUUUUAGUAGGAAAAUAUCGGAAUUCGCAAUUUUAGAUGGGACAUAGCCAUUUUAGUAGGGACGUAGCCAUUUUAUUAGGAACAUAGCGGGCAUACCCAUUUUAGUAGGGAUAUCGCCAUUUUAGUAGGGACAUAGCGGACAUAGUCAUUUUAGUAGGAAAUAUCGGAGUCGCAAUUUUAAAUGGGACAUAGCCAUUUUAGUAGGGACAUAGCUAUUUUAGUAGGGACAUAUGGGACAUAGUCAUUUUAUAACUACCCGCUGAGGCUGAGGAGUUGAAGUGGCUGUCUGCUGAUGGGUGAUUGAUAUCCUUCAGAGUUUCCUGUUGGUGCUUUCAAUGAAAAUAGUCUCUAGUAGCCCAUCUUGGUCAUAAAUUCCCCUUAAAAAAAUAAACUCAGAAACAGUAAUAUGUUCAAAACAGAGAGUUUGGCUAAUAUGAUGAUAACAAAUGCUGCCUAAGUUUGGAACGAAAUUCUGAGUUUGAUUUUUUUUAUGCCAUUAGGUAGGGAAUUCCAAGCGCUUGGUCCACAUCAGUGCUCUUUAACAGAGAUUUUGCGGAGCCUUAGGGUUUCGCAAUACAUGCAGUAGGGUUCAUUUCUUGCUUCAGCAUGUUGCGUCGUUGCGAAGUUGUUUAAAGAGUGUAGACGUGAGCAUGAGAGUUGCAUUGAGCGCCGUGGAGCCACGAUUCAAGAAGAUUGCAUAAGAAAAGCAAGAGCAACGUAGUCUUUGAAUUUCACGCUUGUUACCUUCUUUCUGUUUCGUUGUUGAAGUACUGAAGUAGAAAUAUUUGAAUUACAAAUAUUUCGUGUUACGAGUAUUUCGUGUUUGUUUUUUUAAUUUUGUUAAUCGGCGUUCCAUAAAAAAUGAAAAAUUAUAUCAGGGGUUCCACAAUAACAAAAAGGUUGAAGAGCACUGGUCCACAUACUGCAAUGGAUUCCUGUGAGAUACUUUUAUGGAAUAAAAAUUUUCCCUUUAUUUCUGCUGUUUGAAUUUGGGUUUGUUCGGAACAAUCUGUUCAGGCUGGAUGGGAGUUGCCCAUUGUAGCAUGAGAAUAUCAUGCUUCCUAGUUCAAAUUUAGCUAAAUCCUCAACUCGUAGUAGCUUAUACUCUUUAAAUAAGUCAUCAACAUUUUCUCUAUUUCCUCUAUGGAAAACUUUUCUAAUAAAACGGUUGAGUACACUUUGAAUUUUUUUGUAUAAUGGAGGUUUGGCGAUGAACAUAACUUGGAGCGCAAUAAAGUAUAUAAUGCGAGUCGUAAUUUAGCAUCAGUAUUUACGGAUCACUUGAAUUUUGAAGAAUCAAGUCCAAAAAUUUUUUGUUAGUAUUGCUGCUGAAUUUCACUGCCAUAAGGAACCAUGUUAGUAUUAAAAAACGUCCAAUACUCAGGGCAGUAUUACCGAUGGUACCGUACAUUUUCAAUUUCAGAAUUUUUCUUUUAUAAAAUUUUCAUCCAGCAAUGUAGUGUAAAAACUCAUAAUAGAAUAGGAUAUGCUGAUAUUGUAUUCUGAGGUUGAUUUAAUUAUUCUAGUAUAGUGAAUUAUUCUGCGUUUCCCAUCCCUAUUCCAGGCACAAAGGACUGAAUUUUUCCGCGGCCCAAGUGUUAUUGAAAGAUGGCACCCUACAACUGGUUCCAGCCAAAUAUUGACAUCAAUGUUGCAUUUAAAUUUGCCUCUUUGACACUAUCACAGCAUCAUUGGAUUGUAAACGUCCUUACCAAUGACAGUACAAUGAGUGAACGAUGUAUGGUUGUAUGUGUACAUACAGUUAUGGGAUAAUGGGGCCUGUUCGUGAAAUCGACUUGAACUAUAGUUAAAAAUUCAGAAAAUAAAUCCAAUUUAAAAUAGGGUUUGUAUUAAUUUCUUACAUAAAAUACAAGGAACAUCUUUCUGGUAUAAUGAAAUCACUAAAAAAUAGCACCAAACUCUUUUAUACUGAGAAUUUUAUUUGUAUCACAAAAACUCAAUUCUUCCCAUUUUCGCAAAGACCAAAAUUUAAAUAGAAUCAUGUUGAUUUUCUCAAUGUAUAUUACAUGUGAAAAGCUAACUGGAAAUCUGGCUAAAAAGCUGGGAACAAAAAAGUUCUUCUUUUACACAAUAUUAUUUUAUACCGUUUGCAAGUCACAGCUGGUUUUUGUAUUUAGAAAAUCAAAAUACAAAAUAAGCACUUGAGGUUUGACUGUAAACUACAUAUUGAAAUAUUUUGAUAUAUGGUAUAUAUAAUAUUUAUAGUUAUUACAUGUGGGCUAAAGUGAAUCUAUGUUUCCCAAUAGUAUUGGCCCUCGUUUGGCUUUUUAUCCCACUCUUCUCUAUAAUGUAAUUCUUGAAAAAAUUACCUCAAGACGAUGGUUUGAUCGUAUCGACGAAACUGUUUUGGUUGGAGCAUUGCCUUUCAAGUCGAUGAGUCGUGAACUUGUUAAGAAAGAUGUUAGAGGUGUCAUAUCUCUUAAUGAAGAAUAUGAACUCAAAAGAUGGUUUGUCACGGCUAAAGAGUGGAAAGAACUUGCUGUAGAUGUAUUAUAUUUACCAACUAUUGACUUAAUUGCUGCACCGUCUCAAAAUAACCUGACUAAAGGAGUGGAAUUUAUCCAUAAACAUGCUCAAAGAAAUGAGAGUGUGUAUGUUCAUUGUAAAGCCGGUAGGACUAGGAGUGCUACAUUAGCAGCAUGUUAUCUAAUGACAAAGUAUCGUUGGAAUCCUCAGAAAGCUAUCGCUCUUCUGACAUUGAAACGCUCUCAUAUAUGGCUCCGCAAUGAACAACUUGAUGCAAUAAAUUGUUACCACAAUGCAAAUAUUCUUCAAAGCACAGAUCUUUGACUGGCUGAAAUAUUAUAAGUGACAUAAUAUGUUUAACUUGUAUAUCAUUGUAUAAAUUCUCAUUUUGACAGUCUUUUCAUGAAAAUAUUUGCACAUGGACAAGGUCGUAAUUCGACUCGUAAAUAUAGCUUACUGGAAAAAUAAAACAAAAAUGAUUUCUGAAGCAGUGACUAAUGCUUCUAAUAAAUAAUAGCCCAAAUUGCUAUGAGAUGUUAUGUGUUUGUUAUGUACCAUGUGUUUGAAUGGAGUAUUCCAACGAUGACCUAGUUUUUGUUUGAUCUAAGUGAAUUGUUUUAAUCACAG
Styela clava is the source of this 3382-nucleotide messenger RNA. RefSeq names its product phosphatidylglycerophosphatase and protein-tyrosine phosphatase 1-like. Gene Ontology annotation, biological process: protein dephosphorylation. The record is from RefSeq and is a predicted model, not a curated record. Lineage: Eukaryota; Metazoa; Chordata; Ascidiacea; Stolidobranchia; Styelidae. Gene Ontology annotation, molecular function: phosphoprotein phosphatase activity; phosphatidylinositol-4,5-bisphosphate 5-phosphatase activity; phosphatidylglycerophosphatase activity.